CGGGAACCCGGCAGCGGGGGCCGGGGCCGGCUUUGCCGGAAUGACCCGGGAAACCCGCGGGGAUCCAGCGCUGGCGGCGGCCCGGAGGCAGGUGCCUUCUGAUGGUUCCGAGUGGAGGCCUUGGAUUGUAGCUGGUGCCCAUCCGUCCCCCCCCUUCUCCCUUCCCUUCCCUUCCCUCCUCAUCUCCGAGUCCCCCCCCACACACACAUGUUCCGUAUCUGGACUCACUAAUGACAGCCUGGAUCAUCCUCCCCAUUAGCCUGUCCACCUUCUCCAUCACUGGGAUAUGGAUCGUGUACGCCAUGGCAGUGAUGAACCACCACGUGUGUCCCGUCGAGAACUGGUCCUACAACGAGUCAUGCUCCUCCAGCCCUGCCAAGCAUGGCUACCCCAAAAGCUGCUGCACCUUGGAAGAUGUGCCUCUGAUCAGUAAGUGUGGCACAUAUCCCCCAGAGAGCUGCCUCUUCAGCCUUAUUGGGAACAUCGGGGCUUUCAUGGUGGUGCUGAUCUGCUUCCUGCGCUACGGGCAGCUGAUUGAGCAGAGCCACCGCUCCUGGGUCAACACGACGGCGCUUGUCGCGGGCUGCACCAACGCUGCCGGCCUCGUCGUGGUUGGCAACUUCCAGGUGGACAACGCCAAGUCCCUGCACUACAUCGGGGCAGGCAUCGCCUUCCCGGCUGGGCUGCUCUUCGUCUGCCUCCAGUGCAUCCUCACCUACCACACUGCCAUCAGCGCCCUGGACGGCUGGAUGGCGCACCUCCGCGUCUCGCUCACCGGCGUGGCCUUAAUCGCCCUCGUCCUCAGCGGUGUCUUCUUCAUCCAUGAGAGCCCCCUGCUGCAACACCUGGCGGCCAUCUGCGAGUGGGUCUUCGUCAUCGACAUGCUGGUCUUCUAUGGCACCUUCGCCUACGACUUCGGGGCCGUCUCCACCGACACCCUGGUGACGGCGCUGCAGCGGGCCAGCAGCCGGGGCUGCAAGUCGCCCGGUGGCAGCAGCACCUCCACCCACCUCAACUGCACCCCUGAGAGCAUCGCCAUGAUCUGAGCAGGGGCUCCCCUCCCCCCCUCUUUGAUUUUGUACCAAAAAACAUUUUUUAAAGGAAAACACAGUAUUGGGGCUGCCCCCCACAGCAGGGCUGAGCCCAGCAGACCUCCCUGCUGGCCAGCCUAGCUGCUGCAUCGAUGGCCAAAGGGCACCCUCGGGUGGGGCCGACAGCCUUCUCCUACCCGGGCUGGCUCCCGCAGGCCCUCACUCCCUCUGCAGAUCAGACCCCUGCCGGCAGCAGCUGCUCAGGGAAAGGAGACCGGAGCUGGCUGCAGGGCGCGACUGCUCAUGCAGUCGGGGCAGCCUCUCCUGGGCGGGAGCCCUCUGCACAGGUUCCCUUGCUCAAGCCCCUGCCCCAUUCAGGAAGGAUUUGGGGUAACCCCAUAGCAAAGUGGGGGGGAUGCACAGGGCUGUUCGAACGUGUCUGACCUUCAGAGGGAGGGUCUUUUUUCCCCCACCCGUUAACCCCUCUCCUUCCUCUCCCAGUCCUGGGGGAGGUCUUGGCAGUGGGAUGGGGGAUGACGUGGCAGGGGGUAGAGGCCUCGAUCCCCAUCCUUCUGAGCCGGUUUCUUUGGGUAAACCGGAUUGGUAUUUUUAGUACUUUUUAUAUCUCUAAGGUGUAUAAAGAGACUUGUAUUGGA
Messenger RNA from Malaclemys terrapin pileata, 1687 nucleotides. RefSeq names its product transmembrane protein 150A (gene TMEM150A). Bases 231 to 1046 code for a protein of 271 amino acids. The transcript is spliced from 8 exons. Lineage: Eukaryota; Metazoa; Chordata; Testudines; Emydidae. The record is from RefSeq and is a predicted model, not a curated record. Gene Ontology annotation, biological process: protein localization to plasma membrane.